AUGCCCAGUUUUCUUUUUUUCCAACUGGUUUUGACAGCAGUGCUUUGGGCUCAGGGUGUCUACAAGAGUGACGAAAUUCGUUCUUCAUAUUUGAUCUUUCUGGAGGGUCAUGUCAUGUUAGGACACGUGACAAAAGUACAGUCAAGUCAAGGCGUUUCUUCGUGUGCACAAAGAUGCUUAUCUGUGCCAGGAUGUCUAUCAUUUAAUUUUGCGAAAGAUAACAGUCAGUGUGAACUCAACAAUUCAUCUUCUCAAUUUGCAAGCCACUUCAAAGACUUGACCGUAAAACAAGGAGUCGUAUAUGGUCAUUGGAUUACACUUCCCAUCAUGCGGUUUGUUUUCACAACACUCGGUGGACAAGGACCUGUGGGUCCAACUAAUACAUCAGGGUACUUAGGAACGUCACUGGAAGGUCAAGUUCAUCUUAACAAUGGUAUUCAAGAGUGGAAAGUUCCGUAUACAGGAAAGUAUUUUAUCGAAGCGUUUGGAGCUUCAGGAGCCAAUGGUACUUGCGCAAACUGUUCUGGAUGGAAACUUGGAGGUCGAGGAGCCAAAAUGUCCGGUUUCUUUGAACUUAGCAGUGGACAAAAGCUAAAAAUAUUAAUCGGGCAACAAGGACAAGUCAACUUUGAUUUCAACGAAAACCCAGGUGGAGGGGGUGGAGGUACCUUUGUCACGUUUGCGGACAAUUCACCUUUAAUAAUAGCGGGCGGAGGUGGGGGAGGAAGUAUUUCCAUUGUUGGUAACUUAGACGGAGACUCAGGGCAAGCUGGGCCAAAUGGGACGAGGAAUGGAGGUACCGGGGGAUCUGGGGGUCGAAAAACUAAUCCAGGUAUAUUAUCUGGUACUGGAGCGGGCUUAUGGGGCGAUGGCGAGGGUGUGAAUGGACAAGCAAGAAGCUUUAAAAGUGGAGGUCAAAGUGCUUCCACAUUAGCCUCAUUAGGGGGAUUUGGAGGAGGGGGCUAUGGUUUUGUUCUUCCUGGGGAGGAGGCGGAUACUCCGGUGGAGGAGUGGAAGGGGCUUUCGAAAUAGGAGCCGCAGGUGGAGGAGGCUCCAUAAACAACGGAACUUCACAGGUUAACGAAAGUGGUGUAAACAACGGUGACGGUAAACUUGUUAUAACUCUUAUGACUUGAAACAAAGAAGUCUAUGGCUAAACUCCUACGCUCUCUCCAUAUUUUGAUUCCAAGAAGUCUUAAAGAAAAAGUGGGUUUGGUGGUCAAAAGUUUUGUUCAGCCUGUAUUUCCUGCGCGUGAUUUAUGGUAUAUCCAUUGGAAAUAUCGACCAAAGACCGAAAUGAGCCCCUCUGAUCUUAGGUAUUUGUCGCUGAACUUUACAUAAGAUACCUGUAAUAUGGACACAUCGCAAGUCAUAUUUCAUGCCCAACUGGGCCUUACACGUUACAGAAAUGCCAACGUAAUCGGUAUCAAGCAACUAAUUUUAAAAAAAUUAACUUCGAAAUAAGUCAUGAACGUGAAUAUACGAACAAUUUUAUAUUUCAAUUGCGGGAGAAAGAUUACAUCACUUACAAUGUAACUGUUGUUUUACAUCAAAUAAGUAGAGAAACAUAGUUUUUGUCUAAGGCACUUGUUCAAGAACAUUUCUCAACUGACGUUCAACUCCACCCUGCCGGAACAAAGCCUCCUUUUGACUUCUUCUGGUACGAGGAGGAGAAAAGAACUCAGCUCUGUAUAAAUCGCGUCAAACUUUGAAGUCGCUGCAGCACGUGCUUCUGGACUGGUUAAUCUUGUUUUCUGCCGUCAAACUGGUUUUUCAAGUCCGAUCAUCCGUUAUUGAUAAUCGACGGUCAUAACUGAGCCCGCUGUACCAAGUGCACGGCUAUUAGGCCUAAGUCCGAAACUGCAGCGCAGGCUCAACAAAGAUUUUACUCGAUUGCUGCAAAGUCUAUCUCGAGUACCCCAAAAUUGAGCAAGUGAAAGACUGAAGGCUCUGCUUAUUUCCAUUAAGUUUAACUUUUUCGAAGAGAGUUUGAAGCUAAUUUUGGGGAACCAUUUGAAUAACCUCACUCACAUUUAACUAACGGUCGGCUAGGAGUACAAUGAAUUCCCUAGUGGACGAUACUUUCCAUAAGGCUUUGUUACUGGAGGCUAGGUUAAGUGGGGUCUUUGAAGCAAGGGAGGUCGAAACCCUUUUAAUGUUACUAUUUUGAGCAGUGAAUUUGUGGGAGGUAUUUGAUUUGUUCUUAUCAUGAAAACGUACAAAUCGAGUAAAAUGUCUCACUACAUGUAUAUUUUGUAUAAUUAGAUAUUGGUAAAGUUGAUUAUUUGCAGUGUAAACUCACGGGAGAACAGGACUUGGGAUAAAAAGGCGAAGGGUUAUUUUUUUUACAAAAAAAUUCAGGAUACUCUUAAUUUGAUUUGCUUGACGAGUGAACAAAGACCUUGACGUCAUUGAAGAAAGGGAGAAGAUCUUGAGAACCUUGCAGAUCACCCACCUCGUCGAUGUAAAGAAUAAGAUAGACCAGUAUCAACGAGUCUUCAGUAAAUCGCUAAUUACAAAUUUACGUAGAAUCAAUAAGAACUGAUAGGUCUUUAAACCUCAAAGAACACGCCCUCAAGAUGGGUGAUUUGGUUUUUCGAGACCUCCUGUGGGUCAAAAUCUUCAGUUUUAGAGUGAAAUAAGCCGACUGCUUGGAUAAUCACUCAAAAAUAUAUCGAAUGACAAUGUAAAUGGCCUGAAAUAAGUGUUAGUUUAUGCAUUCAUGAUGACAAUCCUUCUCACAUAAAUGAGGACAUCAACCCCAAUUACAGAGAUGGUUUCCAACUCAAGCAGUUCAGUACUGUUGUAGUCUUUGACCAGCACUAGUUUCUUUCCAAACGUCAAGCCAAUCCAUUUCUCAUUGGUCAAAAUAGACAGAUUGCGUUUCUCCCAAUUGUUUUAACAAGGUUUUACGAUCAGCUGUUACGGAAUCAAUUUGUCCAAAGUUAAAAAUUGGUUUAUGUCGUGACAAAUCAAGAAUGCAUGCUCGAAUCUAAUUCUGAAUUACAAUUCCUCACAGGCUAUGCUGCAAUAAUCAAUACUCGAAGGUUGAUUGACAGGUUCUGAUUCGCCAAGUGCUUUACUGCUCCCGAACAAACAUUUGUUUGUUCAGGUAAUGACAGCUGAAAUUUGCUGAAUUGCGCUUCCAGUAGCUAAAGGUAUAUUGUCCGGAUAGACUCAUUAUAAAGACGCCCUUUAAAACGUGUUAUAUCAAACCUUAAAUUGAACAGAAUUACCCAGAAGAAAUGAGCAGAAAAAUAUUCAGAAGGUUAGUCUCAUAUCUCAGUUCAUUCAUUUUCUUCUACGUUCAGUACCUCAUGCCGAAAGAAAACAAUCUGCGCGAAUUAUUCUGACCUUAUGUCUUAAAGAUUAACCUACGGCACAUUGAAGCUGCUCAGACAAACUGGUUUAAGCUUGUUCCUUUUAGCCUUUUUUCAUUACUCAAAAGAUACAAACCGGCCCCCAAAAAAAUUAAUAAUAAUAAAUAAGUAAAAUCACGAUUGCUAAAAUAUAUUUUCCUCAAAACUAAAAACCAAAUCAAAUCCAAAACGAAAUAUUCAUUUCCUGUAACUGAAAUUCGUUAACCAAGUAACGCGUCUAUUUGUGUUUAAUUUCUUUUUAUCACAAUUAACAAAAAUUGUGUAACUCAGUGUUAAUUUUUCAUGGCCUUUUCUGAAAUGAAACGUUCACUGUUGAGUGUUUCGCCUCUAAGACUGUGAAAUAUGACGCUCAUUCUGUAUUAGUCUGGAACAAAAAAAUUAAGUCAUUUACACUAGUGAAAUACUAGGUCUUUUCGACAACUUUUCAGUCUAAAAACCCAAUAAGAUUCAUACUGAACAGAAAAUAUUCAACGUUUAUGUUUCAAAAAUUUUCAAACUGAAUUUGAAAUACAUGGUAUGUUCCCAAGCGAUAACUUCGUAUUUUACUCAAACAAAGAUAUAUUAUUUUAAAAACCACCAUUUCUUGCUGCCACUAAAGACACGUCUAGGAUAAAGUUGUCAUCAUUUGGAUUGCUCAUUUUUACUUUCUUCUAACAAUUUCUCUAACCAUUUACCAUGAUCGUUGAUUCAGUUUUAUUUCAAUAAGUCUUCGUCAUCUCGGGACAACACGUCAAUAAUACAGGAAACUAUGAAUGUAUUUUAUUUACAGUGAAAGAGAAAUAACAUGCUAAUAAAAGCCAGGGUAGAGCUGAAAGGUCGAGGUUUUUACACUCAACCUAUUAAGAUUAGUAUGUGUUCCUGUAUUCGAAAACCUGACAUAUCACCUUGUUUAACACUGCAAAACUACCAAAGCGCAGUCAGAAUUGUGUAUUGGUUUGUGCCUUGCUGGGGAGAAUUUUUAACAAUAAUACGUGGAGAACUUUCCGAAGAGUGAAUUCAUGAACUAUGUAAAUAUAGUCUACUUCCUUUUUAAUGAUUUUAUUUUAUUUUUUGCUUUUGGAAGACAGCAGGAAUACUUGAUACAUUUUUGGAUGAGUUACUGAGUUCUUCAGACCUCAGCAGCCUUACGUUUUGCUUCUCAACUUUAAUCGACCAAAAUUAACUGUGAUAUUUAGAAAAAAAGAAAGAUCUCCUGAAUUUGUAAUGCAAUCACCAAAGUAAACACAGAGAAAUAUCGUUAAAAAUGGUAGCAGUGACUCUAGAAGAUAAUCGUUGAGAGCAAGCAAACAUUGUGUUAUGUUACUGGAGUAACAAUUUUUAUCAUUGUAACAAAAUUCUCGCCAUUAAUAUCAUUAUCCUUUUUUAUAUUGGAUUUGAAUCCUUUUUGAACCAAUAUUGGCCCAAAAGAUGGCGGCUGUUAGUGGAUUAUGACGUAAUCAUUACGUCAUGAAGUUUUCAUGUUAUGCUACUUGGAAAAGGGUCAUCUCAGAGUUUAAAGCCAGGGCUAAGUGCAAAGUCUUUUUCAGUGAAAAACAGUUUCUCCCUUAUCAUGAAAUAAAAGUUAUUUAAUUUAAAAUGUUUAGCAGUUGGGGAUGAUGGAAUUCAGCAGUCGAUGGACAUUCUGAAGGGUUUUACUGCUAUGACUAGCAGAGGGGUAGUGGAAUUUUAAGAUAUAACACAAGGUAUUCCAGUCUAGUUGUUUUUCGUUUUUUUCGUAUUUUCAGAUGCUUGAUGUUCCAUUUGCUCUUUUUCUCAACUUUCUUUUCGAUCUCAACGGCGUUGACGCGCUUCGACAUAACUGCUUCGUCAUUUACCAACUUGUAUGACGACUAUGUACUUUUCGAUUACGUCAUAUCCAGCCACCUGACCCAAGGCAUUCAGGCAUGUGCCCACCUUUGCUUGUUAGAGUCAAAUUGCCUCUCAUUUAAUUUUAUAAAAACACUGGAACUUUUCGAGAAAGGUUUAUGUGAGCUCAAUAGAGUAAGUUGCCGCAACAACAGGAAUGCAAGCCUCACUAAUGCUCUAGGAUAUGUAUAUGGUGAAUUCAUUGACGUGAAAACAAACCGAUUUAUAUUUACCACCUUGGGAGCGAGAGGAAAAGAUGGCCCUACCAAAGCACAACUUGAAGGCUACAAAAGAACUUCUCUAGAGGGGCAGGUAGACGUACAACAAGGCAUUCAGUUUUGGAAAGUACCUGAAUCCGGGACUUACGUCAUAGAGGCCUUUGGUGCCUCUGGAGGAAAUGGUACCUGCCAAACCUGUUCAGGAUGGAAGCUCGGUGGACUGGGUGCAAGGAUAAAAGGAACCUUUUACUUCAACAAAGGAACAGCAUUGAAGAUUUUGGUUGGUCAGCAGGGCCUAGUAACCGAGUAUUUUAAUCAGCGUCCGGGAGGAGGGGGUGGAGGGACGUUUGUUACGCUUGUGGACAAUACCAUAAUUGUUGUCGCUGGUGGGGGUGGGGGUGGGAGCUUGGCGAAACCUAGCUACGGAGAUGGUGACCCAGGGCAAAAAUCGGAGAAUGGUACGCAAUAUGGUGGGUAUGGCGGAAUGGGUGGAUUCCGAUAUCAGAUAGCGAACAAAACUUUCGACUCCCCAGAUAUCAAAGCCAGCUCGGGGGCAGGAUAUAGGGGAGACGGGGAUGCACCAAAAAAUAUCGGCAUCACUCCGGCUAGAAGUUUUCUUACCGGUGGUACUGGAGGGGGACAUGUGGCAGUACAAAAUGGAGGAUUUGGUGGGGGAGGAUGUGCAGUAACUCAUGGGGGUGGUGGUGGGGGUUAUUCUGGUGGAGGAAUUACCGGCACUACGACUUCAGGAACCGCAGGGGGAGGGGGAUCGUUUAAUUCUGGUUUACACCAAGUUAACGACGCGGGAGUCAAUAAAGGACAUGGAAAGGUAAUUAUUACUCUGCUGCAGUGA
Molecule: messenger RNA, 6296 nt
Organism: Porites lobata
Lineage: Eukaryota; Metazoa; Cnidaria; Anthozoa; Scleractinia; Poritidae
Source: the annotation of a GenBank genome assembly